Messenger RNA from Aspergillus niger, 1149 nucleotides. RefSeq lists its product as uncharacterized. Bases 1 to 1149 code for a protein of 382 amino acids. The transcript has 3 exons. The record is from RefSeq and is a predicted model, not a curated record. Gene Ontology annotation, biological process: negative regulation of delayed rectifier potassium channel activity; neuronal action potential. Gene Ontology annotation, molecular function: transmembrane transporter binding. Lineage: Eukaryota; Fungi; Ascomycota; Eurotiomycetes; Eurotiales; Aspergillaceae. Gene Ontology annotation, cellular component: membrane; axon initial segment; synapse.
AUGACUGCCGCAAGACGAAAACGUUUACUCAAUAAGGUUCAGAAUUAUCCAAAAAGAAGAAAGAAUGGACCUGAUCCGUUCACCAUAUUAAAUGAUGAUGGCGGAACAUGGACUAAUAAUAAAGGCAGUGAAUCUCCAAUCGUCCCAGAUCCUCAUGAAACAAUCAGAAAUGACACCACCACACAACCAGAUAUUAUAGACUCAAUAUCUUCCAACAAGGUCGAAGACAUACUGCGACUCGACCUCGGAACUAAAAAAAGAUUAUCUCGCACUGAGGCCUUCGCUCAGAGAGAUAGUGCCAGAUUAUGUCAAGCGCUUUUGGACAAGGACGCAUUUAUAGACGCCAGGGAAGACGACUCCUGGACACCCCUGAUGCUAGCGGCUCAGAACGGUCAUUAUAAUGCAUGCUGUACCCUAAUCAAGCGCGGAGCCGAUGUCAAUGCAGUUGCAGAGGACUCCCAUACAGCAUUACUACAAGCUGUCGCGACUGAGAAGAUCAAAGUCGUCCAGCUCCUGCUCAACCAUGGGGCUGAUAUAAGAGCACAUUUGAAAAACCACAAUUGCAUUAAAAUGGCAGCCUACCAUUCGAACCCAGACCUCCUUCGAUUAUUGAUUCAGCAAGAUCAUGGUAGUGUGAAUACCCCUAGUGACCGACAAUGGACUCCACUUCACUUCACCGCUCAGUUCGAUAAAGAGCAUACCCUAGAAACGGCACAGAUACUCAUAGACGCUGGUGCCAAUGUUAAUUCUCAUACUAACCUGGGAGUUACGCCUCUUUUCCUGGCUGUUCAAUCAAAUCGGCUCGACUUGGUUAAACUCCUUAUCAACAAAGGCGCUGAGAUUAACGUGUGCACCGAACAAGAUAUUACCCCGCUGGAAAGAGCAAUAGACAAUUCUAACAUUUCUAUUAUUGAUUUCCUCAUCGACCAAGGAGCCUGGACAGAUCACGUGGAUAGAAGAGGUUUCAAUAUCAUUCAUAUUGGAGCGAUGCAAGGGGAUGUGGCUGUUCUAGAAAGAAUUCUCAAGACAGGUGCCAAUAUAAAGGCAUCUUCGACUGACGGGAAGAAACUUCGGCCGAUACAUGUCGCCAUCAACAACAACAAUAAAGAGAUCGCGUUGACUCUAUUAGAACAUGAAGCACAGCCGUGA